AUGGAUGUUCAAGCAUUUCGAGACGAGGCGAUCUCAUUUACGGAUAUGAUGGCAAAGAAUGCCCGUCUGGACGAACCUCUACCAGCAGGACAGGAUUUCAGUGAAGCCGAGGAUAAAGAACUUCAAACUCAGCUUCGAGCUAUGGAUAUACUUCCACGAGAAGCGAAGAGCAUUAUGUGGGCCGCUUUUUGUGCAAAACACGUUGGGAAACUCGCAAACAAUCUGCGAGAGCUUUCCGUAGAAACGCAACCAAAGGCAUUUUCGACCUACGUGCAGAUCCUUUCCCUGUUACCCGAGGCAGCUGAAGAGCCAUAUUAUCGCAUCUUCCUUUCAUCUCCCGACAGUCGCCUUUUAGCCAACCUUGUUGGGAAUGCCUUUAGCCGAAGCAUUUUAUGGAGGAGCCCAAGCGGUCCUGGAUUUAUUUGCGGUCUCCUUAUCGAAUUGCUGUUCUGGUGCGACACAUCGAGGUACUCGCAGACGUGUGGCGAGGAAGAUCGCGUCUAUCAAAUCGCACAGCAAUUUCCAUAUCUGCCUGUUACACAAAAGGCAGAUAUUGAGCGGUUGGAUGUCGAGCCGAUUGCUGCGGCAACGAAGGAUGUGCUGAAGAACCCACUACAAGAUGUGCAAGAUGCAGGAGCGUCCAAUAUUGUGGAAAGAAGUGUCAGACCAAGCAUUGGAAGAAUGGGCACAAAGUUCGCUGCUUUGCCUACGAGUGAUACUGGUGUGGGGCGCCAACUCAUGUCUAUUUUUGUCUAA
Messenger RNA from Rhizoctonia solani, 756 nucleotides. Its product is annotated as MYND Zn-finger protein. Lineage: Eukaryota; Fungi; Basidiomycota; Agaricomycetes; Cantharellales; Ceratobasidiaceae. The record is from RefSeq and is a predicted model, not a curated record. The transcript has 4 exons. Bases 1 to 756 code for a protein of 251 amino acids.